GUGUGGGACUGUCAUCCCAUUGAGGGGAGUAGCUGUGGUGUUUUGAUCGAAAUCCAGCAGAUGUGGGAGAAGAGAGAGAGAGAGGGAGAGAGAGGGAGAGAGAGAGAUAUUUCCACCCACCCAACAAGGAGACACACUCAUAAACAGCAGACAGACAGAGUGAGAGUCAGAAAGACACAGGAUCUUAGGGCAGCAGCAGUUCAAACAGCGAGGCAGACAGAAGACAGAGUUUCAUUGAGAGAAGAUGUUUUAUUAAAGGGGAGGAAAAGUCCUCACACACAUACGUAGACACACACACUAAUAAACAUAGAGCGUGCCACCCAGACAGACGGGCAGGAACCAGCUAAAGCCAAGAUUUACUACCAUUAGCUAGAGAGAAAAAGUCUAAUAAGGACACACAUACUAAACUCUUUCUCCCCACAUCUCACACACAAACACGUACUGGUGCUAAGUGUGUGCUAUCCAGUGUGAGGAGCAGGGCUGAUCGAUCCCAACAAGUGGAGCAUCAGGGAGGAAGGAGCAAGCGAGUGGAUGGAUGCCUUUUGCAGACUUAGUGGCCUGGACCCUCUAUGGGACUGGAACCGUACGUGGUACACAGCCAACCCAGACCUGACCCAGUGUUUCCAGAACACAGUACUGGUGUGGGUCCCCUGUAUCUAUCUGUGGUUGCUGGCCCCUUUCUACUGCCUUCACCUCUACUGCCAUGACUGCGGACGCAUUCGAAUGUCCUGCCUCUGCACCGCCAAGAUGGUGUUGGGUUUCCUGCUGGCCUCUUUUGGCUUUGUGGAGUUCUUCUACAUCCUGCUGGAGAGGAGCCAGGAGAUCCAGCAGCAUAUGGUCUUCCUACUCAGCCCCAUCAUACGCAGCAUGACUGUGAUCUUGGCCUUAUGCAUCAUCCAGUUGGAAAGAAUAAGAGGCUGUCGUUCCUCUGUAUUCCUCUUCCUGUUCUGGGUCUUGGCUGUUGUCUGUUCCCUGGUGCCUCUCAGAGCGAAGAUCCAGCUGGCCAUGGAUGAGGGCAUUGCCUCGGACAUUGUACGAUACCUCGCCUUCUUCUCCUACUUCACAAUCCAACUGGCCCAGCUCUUCUUGUGCUGUUUUGCUGACCAGCCUCCAGAGGGAAAACCCAUCUUGGAAAAGAAUCCCUGUCCUGUAAAAGAUGCCUCUUUCCUGUCAAAGAUUCUCUUCUGGUGGUUCACUGGGCUUGUUGUGAAAGGAUAUCGCACCCCGCUGGUAGCAGAGGAUCUGUGGACCCUGAGGGAGGAAGACACGUCGCACAAGAUCAUCUCUGAGCUGGAAGAGGACUGGACAGAUGAAUGUGCCAAACUUCAAAAGCAGGAGAAGGACUUAGCAUCGGGUGUGGCGCUGGGGAGCAGACUACCAGACCAGGCUCAGCUCCUCAGGAAGCUGCAGAAGGAGCAGAGCUCUGGCUUCUUCCUACUGAGGGCGCUGGCACGCAAGUUUGGUCCAUACUUCCUGACUGGUACCCUGUGUAUCAUAUUCCACGAUGCCUUCAUGUUCGCCAUCCCCCAGGUGCUUAGUCUUCUUCUGGAUUUCAUGAGAGACGAAGACGCUCCGCUGUGGAAAGGCUACUUCUACGCCACUCUAAUGUUCCUGCUGUCCUGUCUCCAGUCCCUCUUCAACCAUCAGUACAUGUACACCUGCUUCACAGUGGGAAUGAGAGUGAAGACAGCUGUCAUGGGCUUGGUUUACAGGAAGUCUUUGGUGAUAAACAGUGCCUCCAGGAGGACUUGCACUGUGGGCGAGAUUGUGAAUCUGGUUUCGGCAGACACUCAGAAGCUCAUGGACUUUGUGGUGUACUUCAACGCUGUCUGGCUGGCUCCUAUUGAAAUUGCUCUAUGUCUAUUCUUUCUCUGGCAGCAUCUUGGCCCAUCGGCAUUGGCAGGAAUUGCCACUGUCAUUCUCAUUUUUCCACUCAACGGAUUCAUAGCAAAGAAAAGAAGCAAGCUACAGGAGAUCCAAAUGAAGUUCAUGGACGGCCGCAUCAGACUGAUGAAUGAGAUCUUGAAUGGAAUAAAAAUCUUGAAGUUCUAUGCCUGGGAAAAGGCCUUCCUGGAGCAGGUUUUGGGCCAUAGAGAAAAAGAGCUCAAAGCCCUGAAGAAGUCUCAGAUCCUUUAUUCCAUCUCCAUCGCAUCCUUCAACUCCUCUUCUUUCCUGAUUGCCUUCGCCAUGUUUGGAGUCUACGUGACACUCGAUGACAGGAACGUCCUGGAUGCACGAAAAGUUUUUGUCUCAAUGGCGCUGAUCAACAUCCUGAAGACCCCACUCAGCCAGCUUCCAUUUGCUAUAAGCACAACCAUGCAGGCUAUGGUUUCACUGAGACGUCUGGGAAAGUACCUGUGCUCAGAGGAACUGAAAGUGGACAAUGUCUCAAAGGCUCCAUUGAGUUCUGAUGGGGAAGACGUGGUGAUAGAAAACGGCACUUUCAGCUGGUCUGCAGAGGGUCCUCCAUGUCUUAAAAGGAUCAGUAUCCAUGUGCCACGAGGUGCUCUCGUCGCUGUGGUCGGACAUGUGGGCAGUGGAAAGUCCUCUUUGUUGUCCGCCAUGCUUGGUGAAACAGAGAAAAGAAGCGGCCGUGUCACUAUUAAGGGCUCUGUGGCGUAUGUGCCCCAGCAGGCCUGGAUACAGAACGACACAGUCCAAGACAACAUCAUAUUUGGCCGUGAGAAACUGAAGACAUGGUACCACCGGGUGCUGGAGGCCUGUGCACUGCUGCCCGACCUGGACAUCCUGCCUGCUGGAGAUGCUACAGAAAUUGGAGAGAAGGGACUGAACCUCUCAGGUGGGCAGAAGCAGAGGGUAAGCCUGGCCAGGGCUGUCUACAGAAAGGCCGAUGUAUACCUCAUGGAUGAUCCGCUGUCUGCUGUUGAUGCGCAUGUGGGUCAGCACAUCUUUGACAAAGUCAUUGGACCAAAAGGAGUCCUUAGAGACAAGACCCGCAUCCUAGUGACCCAUGGGAUGAGCUUCCUGCCACAGGCUGACCUCAUCCUUGUUCUGGGAGAUGGAGAAAUCACAGAGAGCGGCUCCUACCAGGAGCUCCUCAGCCGCCAUGGCGCCUUUGCUGACUUCAUUCACACCUUCGCCAGCACAGAGCGAAAAGAGAGCGCCAUACAGAGAGCUGGUUCCAGGAGGUCCAAUGCUCGUCUCAGCAUGGUCGACUUCAUGCCAUUCUCCAGAGACCUGUCACAGGAGCAGCUCAUUGGGGGUGACACCACGAAUACCAACCUGCAGAAUAUGGAGCCUGUGUCUGAAACAGACCAGGAACAGGUACCAGAGGACUUGGGCAAGCUAACUGAGGCUGACAAGGCCCGCACUGGAAGGGUGGCGUUGGCGAUGUACAAGAAGUACUUCAAGACCAUCGGCUUGGCCAUCAUCAUUCCCAUCGUCUUCCUGUAUGCUUUUCAGCAGGGCGCCUCAUUGGCCUAUAACUACUGGCUGAGUGUGUGGGCUGAUGAUCCAAUUGUUAACGGCACCCAGAGCGAUACAGACCUGAAACUGACCGUGUUUGGAGCACUGGGCUUUGUGCAAGGUAUCGCCAUCUUUGGUACGACUGUUGCCAUUUCCAUCUGCGGCAUCAUCGCCUCUCGCAAAUUGCACACGGACCUGCUGAUCAACGUGCUGCGCUCUCCGAUGUCUUUCUUUGAGUGCACGCCCAGCGGCAACCUACUCAACCGCUUUGCCAAAGAGAUCGAUGCCAUCGACUGCAUGGUCCCCGACGGCUUGAAGAUGAUGCUAAACUACGUCUUUAAACUCAUGGAGGUUUGCAUCAUUGUGCUGAUGGCGACGCCCUUUGCAGCCGUGGUGCUCCUGCCUCUCGCUUUCCUUUACGCCUUUGUCCAGAGCUUCUAUGUCGCCACAUCCUGUCAGCUGCGGAGGCUGGAAGCUGUGAGCCGCUCGCCCAUCUACACCCACUUCAACGAGACGGUGCAGGGCGCCAGCGUCAUCCGGGCCUUUGGCGAGCAGUCCAGGUUCAUUCUGCAGGCUAAUGAGAGGGUCGACUUCAAUCAGACCUCCUACUUCCCCCGAUUUGUGGCCACCCGGUGGCUGGCAGUCAAUCUGGAGUUUGUUGGUAAUGGUGUGGUCUUAGCUGCUGCCAUUCUCUCUGUGAUGGGAAAAGGCACCCUGAGCCCAGGCAUAGUUGGUUUGGCUGUGUCACACUCCCUACAGGUGACUGGAAUCUUGAGUUGGAUUGUAAGAUCCUGGACUGAUGUGGAAAACAACAUUGUGUCUGUGGAGAGAGUCAAUGAGUAUGCUGAAACUGCUAAAGAGGCGAGUUGGAGUAUUGAAGGCAGCUCCUUGCCCCUGGCCUGGCCCCAGAGAGGUACUAUCGAGUUCCAAGACUAUGGGCUGCAGUACCGUAAAGGCCUUGAGUUGGCUCUAAAGGGCAUUACCUUGCAAAUUCAUGAAAGAGAGAGGGUUGGAAUUGUGGGUCGGACAGGAGCGGGGAAGUCUUCACUUGCCCUGGGAAUCUUCAGGAUCUUAGAGGCAGCAAAGGGAAAGAUCUUUAUAGAUGGAGUCAACAUCGCCGACAUUGGACUCCAUGACCUCAGAUCACGCAUUACUAUCAUUCCUCAGGACCCUGUGCUGUUCUCAGGCUCCCUCCGGAUGAAUCUCGACCCCUUUGACACCUACACAGAUGAGGAGGUGUGGAGAUCACUGGAGCUCGCUCACCUCAAAAACUUUAUCUCUAAUCUGCCUGAUAAACUCAACCAUGAAUGCUCAGAGGGAGGAGAAAACCUCAGUCUGGGUCAGCGCCAGCUAGUGUGCCUGGCCAGGGCCUUGCUAAGGAAAACCAAGAUCCUGGUUUUGGAUGAGGCGACAGCUGCUGUGGAUCUGGAGACAGACACACUCAUCCAGUCAACAAUCCGCACACAGUUUGAAGACUGCACCGUCCUGACCGUCGCUCACCGCCUGAACACUAUCAUGGACUACACAAGAGUGAUCGUCAUGGACAGAGGCCACAUUUCUGAGAUGGACUCUCCAGCCAACCUCAUCGCACAGCGGGGACAGUUCUACCGAAUGUGCCGGGAAUCUGGGCUGAUCUAGGUCUUCAUUGGGCUUCGUAGCAUGGAGCUGGUGUCCAGCUGUAUAGAUGUGGCACCUUACUUGUGUGGCUCUCCAGCACACGUUAAAUUGGGCCAUUCCUUUGUGGCAGCUCAAAGCGCCUCUCCAUGAGGGCAUUGUCAAUGAAUCCCAAGAGCAGCUGCUGACGCAGUCCCUAUUUGUUGGUUUUUUUAUCACACACAGACAUGCUGUCUUAAAGACAUUGUUAACCUCAGAUGAUGAACAUUCAAAGGAAAGCUACAGUGGAUUGUUGAGUCUCCAUCCAAACUAUUAAUAUUGUAUAUAGAGUAGUGGAGUCAGUUUAUUCCGAGGAAAGGAUAAAGCCAAGAGUAUCACAGAUCUUAAGGAUUUUCAUUCUCUUUUUGAAUGGGAGGCUAUAUUAUUUUUGUAGUUUUUGUAAGUGUUAUAAAGCACAUGAUAUAUUUUUUCAUGUUGUCUCAGGCUUAAAUGUUGAUGUUUACUUACUUUUUUAGCCUUGUAUACCAAAAAAGAGGCAAUUUUGUAAUUGUAAAGAAGAAGUUUAUUUUGUCUCCUUGUCCCAGAAACUGGGACAGGAAAUACUCUGACACACUAACCUUCAAAAGGUUCACCCUGGCAAAUGCAGGAGAAGUGAGGUUUUCACUGCCUUCAAAAUCUGAGCUAGAAGCAGCCAAUGUGGAGUUUUAUACGUCAGGGGAAAAAAGGAAAACAUUGAAGUGAGCCAAGACAUUAGCAAUCGUCCAACUAUGUUGCGGCUGUUGUUUAUUUCUGUCAAAGUAAACACAUAAAAAAAGUCAAUAGAGACCUUGCUGGUCCGAUUUAACCUGACGCUGGUAGUGAAAACCACCAUGAAUGAAGAGAAUGCCUCUUCAAAACAAUGGUGAUAUAUCUCUGUGUGAUUGUGUCUCGGCCUCCACCACACAACUCAGGCCAUAUGCAGAGAAGAAUAAAAUCAGGAUUGUUCUUAUGGUGCUGACAUGACAGACUGUAAAUAGUCCACAUUGCCCUUUACUCUCUUCAAAGAAAGAACUCUAUGAACUUUUCAAAGAGAAGAGCCAUUUACUGUUUUUGUCUUACUGGUUUAGACAAUAUAUUGUAAGAGAAACCCUAUAGUUUAUUUAUGUCGUAUGACAAAAUGUAUUAAGUGUCCUUAAGAUUCUGAGGAUUGUAUGAUAUUUAUACUUUUUUUAUAACAAGCUUGUUCAUUUUUUUUCACUUUUACUGUUAAUGUACUGUCUUGUUCCAUAGAUCAUGCUGAAUAAUAAAAUGUAUUUGAAUCUACAA
Sander lucioperca (pikeperch) is the source of this 6345-nucleotide messenger RNA. RefSeq names its product ATP-binding cassette, sub-family C (CFTR/MRP), member 6a (gene abcc6a). The coding region runs from base 532 to 5064 and encodes 1510 amino acids. The transcript is spliced from 31 exons. Gene Ontology annotation, cellular component: membrane. Gene Ontology annotation, biological process: transmembrane transport. Lineage: Eukaryota; Metazoa; Chordata; Actinopteri; Perciformes; Percidae. Gene Ontology annotation, molecular function: ATP binding; ABC-type transporter activity; ATP hydrolysis activity. The record is from RefSeq and is a predicted model, not a curated record.